AUGACGAAAAAGUACCAGGGCUCGGCAAGAGUGAAGCGUGCACAACUUCAAGCUUUGAGAAAAGACUUCGAGACUCUUCAGAUGAAAAAAUUAGAGUCUGUUACUGAUUACUUUGGAAGAGUAAUGGGAACUGCAAACAAGAUGAGAAUCCAUGGUGACAAACUUGAUGAUGUGACCAUUAUUAAGAAGAUCUUGAGAUCUAUGGCCCUCAAGUUUGAUUAUGUUGUGUGUUCUAUUGAAGAGUCCAAUAAUAUUGAUGAGAUGUUAAUAGAUGAGUUGCAAAGCUCCUUGCUGGUCCAUGAGCAAAGGCUAAACUGA
This is a messenger RNA of Prunus mume (Japanese apricot), 318 nucleotides long. The record is from RefSeq and is a predicted model, not a curated record. Lineage: Eukaryota; Viridiplantae; Streptophyta; Magnoliopsida; Rosales; Rosaceae.